AUGGACUUCAGCUUGGAGAGCCUCGAUUAUCUAAAUCGGGAUGGGGUAUCAAUGGCCCACCCGAAGACUGCUGCUGCUGCUGUGGCUCUCAACGGAUAUAACGAUCGGGGGACAUCAAGCCUCGUAACCAAGGAUAGGACACAGGAUGAUAGCGCCUCAACAAAGAAAAAUGAAAACCAAGCCAAUGAUUCAUACGGAAAUUAUCAACAAGUUAAUGGCCACAAUGAUGCAGUGGGACCAAAUCCCGACCUGUCGAGGCCCACGGACAUCUACAACGCCCGCACAGUUGCCGACAUCAAAGCUAUCCUAUCCCACCUCCACGACCGCGAAGUUGCCGUAACCGCCCGCCUUGACGCCUUCGUAGCUUCUCAGAACGACUUCUUCCGCGAACUGGGCCGACUGGAUCUCCUCCGUGCCCACCUCAGGUCGCAGGCCAGCACCACCCGCACGAUCAGCCACGGCAUGCUAUCGGACGCCGCAAGCACCGCCGACCGCAUCUCCAGCGCCGUCCGGCGUCUCGACCUCGAGCAGUCCCGUGUCAAAGCCACGUUAGACGUGGUGGAGCAAGUUGUAGAAUUGAAAGCGUGCGUGCUAGGCGUCGCGGGGUCCAUGGGCGCAUCGCAGGAUUGGGAAAUGGCGGCAAAUUACAUGAAUCGUGCUUCGAAGGUUCCCCGUGAAGUGCUACAUAGUGACUUUGCGGCGGAAAUUGUGCCUACUGCUGAAGUUCCUGAUCCGCCAAGCGUGACGUUGGAGAAUGCGGCGGAGUCGUUGUGCGGGCUGUUUCUGAGGGAGUUUGAGAAGGCGGUUAAGGACAAUGAUGAUGCGAAGAUUACGAGAUUUUUUAAGCUGUUUCCCCUUAUUGGGAGGUCGGAGGUUGGGUUGGAUGUAUAUGGGAGAUAUGUGUGCCAGGGCGUCGCGGCGCGGGCAAGGGCGAAUUUGUAUCCUGGGGCUGGCGCGGAGCAGAGGAAAGAUGGGUUCUUCUAUGCGAAUGCGUUGACGAAGUUGUUUGAACAUAUUGCGCAGAUUAUUGAUGGGCAUGGUUCCUUGGUUGAGAGACAUUAUGGCUCGGGUAAGAUGACGAGGGUUGUGGAAAGGUUGCAGGUCGAGGCGGAUGUCCAAGGUGGGAUUAUUUUGGAGUCCUGGAGCGAUGACCGUCAUGUGGAUCGCAAGUUGACGGAUAUCAAGUCUUAUGCUUUUACGUUCCUUGUCCAGAGCUUCCUACCAGCUUCAAGGACUAUGGGGACGCCCGGAGCGAACUCGCCGGCCAAUCGCGAUGUGGCAUUGCAUAGAUCGAGUGAGGAUGAAGGGGUUGAUAUGAAGGAAGUCGAUGGAUUGUUGAAUGAGGCGGCUGUUAUGCUGGGGAGGUGGUCUUUGUAUUCACGCUUCUUGGCUGAUAAAUGCAGGAAUGACGAUGAGGCGGAAUUCAAGCUACCAGAAUUCCUAGUUCAGUCGACGCUAUCCCAAAAGGUUCAUGACCGGCUAAUAGCCCCAUUCAACUCAAUGACCACAUUCUUUCUCCGCCGCUCAGUAGAGAAAGCCUUCCAACUCGACGAAGGGCCACCCGAACUGACACUGAACCGCCACCAACCCCUCCGCGCCAACCCACCCCACAUCACUUCAGCCGUCGACGACAUAAUGUACAUUGUCAACAAAGUCCUCCAACAAUCCCUCCGCACCGCCCAACACGCCGUCAUGGCCAGCGUGAUGCCAACGCUCUCCCGCGUCCUUGGCUCCGACUUCAUCGGCAUGAUCCAGCGCAAGAUGCGGGACGAAAGCUACCCACGAGCAGUGUCAGGAGGCACACCCCCCGAGGCCACAAUCAUCGCCUUUCUUGUCCUCAUCAACAACCUCGACGUAGCCAUCGACUACAUCCAACGCAUCGUGAAAAGCCACGUCGAACCACCACCCACUAAGCCGACGACGGCAACGGAAGCCAUCAACAAUAGGGCUGGCGAUGGCGGUGCAGUCCCCGGCGAAUCCCCGCUAGCCAACCUCUUCCCCCUCGCCGACGAGGCACAGGAGGUAUGCAAUCUGCUACAAUCCUUCUGCUCCUCCUUCGACUCCAAAGCCACGGACCUCAUCAACGACGGGAUCCAAGUCGUCGCCAACACCGUCAUCAAGUCCCGUCUCCGACCGAUCCUAGCAGAGUCAUUUCGCGACGUCGAGUACCAACCGCGUGACGACCGGGCCGUCGACAGCCAUCACCACCAGCAGCAGUACUACGGGAGCCCCGAAUUCGACAACGAGAUGCUGGACGAAACUGGCAUGGAGGGUGCCGGAGGUAGUGCCGUGCGUCGCCGCUUUGCGUUAGCGUGGGCGGAUCUCCUGGAACCCAUUGCGCGAAUCCUUACUGGGCGGGCCUUUGAGAAGUUGCUGGGCGUGACUGUGGCAGCGCUGGCGCGGCUGCUGGAGAAGCGGAUCUGGUCGUAUCAUGGGCGCGUGAAUGCGUUGGGUGCGACGAGGUUGGAGCGGGAUGUUAUGGGGAUUGUAAGUGCAGCGGUUGACGUGGGGGGUGGGAGGGCGGCGGAGGAGGAGGAUCGGGCGCGGUUGUAUGGCGGGGUGCGAUAUCGGCAUCGCGAGGCGUUUGGGAGGUGUUUGCAGAUUGUCAUGGUGAUGGGGAUGGAGGAGGAGGAGUGGGAGGAGGUCGUUAAGGGGGGGAUGGAGGAGGUGGUGGAUCGGCUGAGCGUGGAGGAGCGGAUAAGGGCGAGGGGGAUUAUUGGGUACUGA
Molecule: messenger RNA, 2727 nt
Organism: Paracoccidioides brasiliensis Pb18
Product: Golgi transport complex subunit COG4
Exons: 2
Coding region: 1-2727 (908 amino acids)
Source: RefSeq, a predicted model, not a curated record